Aspergillus wentii DTO 134E9 is the source of this 471-nucleotide messenger RNA. RefSeq names its product DUF3237 domain-containing protein. The transcript has a single exon. Lineage: Eukaryota; Fungi; Ascomycota; Eurotiomycetes; Eurotiales; Aspergillaceae. The record is from RefSeq and is a predicted model, not a curated record. The coding region runs from base 127 to 441 and encodes 104 amino acids.
GCCAUUACGCACGGUUACUUUGAGGGAUGUGGGAUCAAAGCUGAUAUCCUCCCUGGAGGCGCUGACUGGGUUUUGGUAUUAUCCUUCAUCUGGAAUAUCUAAACCACCUACUAAUCCCAAGAGAAGAUGGACCCAACAACAAAUGCAAUGCACAUUGACGUUCGCACGCAAGCUCGAACACCCGACGGACACGGCUUUUAUAUCCGCUACAAGGGCAUCAUAAAGCUAGACGAAAAGGCCAAAAGUGUCAUUGGAGGAGGGCCCAAUGUCGGAUCAACUCAGUUUGGAGAUCACGAAUGGUUUACUACUCCUAUUCUUGAAACAAGUCAUCCUGAUCUGAAGUGGGUUGAGGAGUCGGUGUUUGUUGCUCAGGGUCGUUUUGUUGUUGAGCAGGAAAUGCCGAAUGCGAUGGAGUAUCGGAUUUGUAGGGUUGUCAUUUAGAUAUUAUCAGUCUCAUAGACUAAUUUGGAU